Molecule: messenger RNA, 693 nt
Organism: Cinara cedri
Lineage: Eukaryota; Metazoa; Arthropoda; Insecta; Hemiptera; Aphididae
Source: the annotation of a GenBank genome assembly
AUGAGGGUCAAAUGCGGCGGUUCCGUCAUCGAAUCAAAGAAGGCCGUUAAAUACUUGAGCAUAACAGUUGAUCAAAAAAUGAACUUCAUUGAGCACGCGACGUUAGUGCACAACAAGGUGUCCAAAACACUUAGGCAACUAUGGCAUAUCCUGCCGAAUAUGGGUGGCGCCAGGGAGAGCAAAAGGCAUCUACUGGUCAAUGUCGCCAUGGCUCAGCUCCUAUACGGAGCACCGUGUUGGGAGGCUGAUAUGGGCCAGUCUGGAUGGAGAAAAAUAGAGCCAUUGCACAGGCGCAUAGCCAUACUCAAAGUAUGUGCGUACAGAAGCGUAUCCUACGCAGCGGUAGCCGUGGUAGCGGGUAUGCCGCCUAUUAGGCUACUGGCCAAAGAGAGGGCGGAGUUAUACGAUGGAUUAGUCAGAGAGGGGAUAAGAAGAAAGCUAAUGGAAAACUGGCAACGAAGCUGGAACGAGGACCUUAAGGGAAGAUGGACCCACAGGCUUAUACCAAAGAUUGACAUCUUGGUUAACAGAAGGCACGGAGAGGUCGGCCACUGGCUAUGUCAAUUUCUGACGGGCCAUGGUUCUUUUGGAGUAUACCUGGUGAAGUGGAGAAGAAGGAGUUUCGAUAAGUGCCAAUUAUGUGGGAUUACGCCGGACACCAUCGAACACGUGGUCUACAAUUGCGAUGCAUGA